Molecule: messenger RNA, 1491 nt
Organism: Dichomitus squalens LYAD-421 SS1
Lineage: Eukaryota; Fungi; Basidiomycota; Agaricomycetes; Polyporales; Polyporaceae
Product: cytochrome P450
Exons: 10
Coding region: 1-1491 (496 amino acids)
Molecular function (GO): iron ion binding; monooxygenase activity; oxidoreductase activity, acting on paired donors, with incorporation or reduction of molecular oxygen
Source: RefSeq, a predicted model, not a curated record
AUGGUUCAGCCCCUCUUAAUUCUCCUCUUGUGUCCUCUAGGGGUGUAUCUAUGGCAUAGAUACCGCGACCCGUUGAAUACUAUUCCGACCGUGGGCGGUCCCUCUCUCCCACUUCUGUCGUACCUUGGAUCCUACAGGUUCUUCUUCCGAGCGCAAGAGCUUAUUCAGGCAGGCUAUGACAAAUAUCGUGGCUCUGCUUUUAAGGUCGCCAUGUUCGACCAAUGGUUAGUUGUACUCAGCGGCCCCGAGCUUGUGGAGGACGUCCGGAAAUUACCAGAUGACGUUGCUUCUCCUGGAGAAGGAGUCCUUUUCCUCACCCAGGUUGGGAAAUACAUGCACCCAGAGGUCUUGGCGGACCAUUAUCACGUUGACCUCAUCCGUAAUACUCUGACGCGGCAGUUGAAUGCUGUGCUGCCCGCGAUAGUCGACGAGGUCGAGGUAGUUUGCGGAGAGCUCCUACCUACAGUGGAAGGGGACAUUGCAUCCCUCCCCGGCAGCAAAACCGUGCUCGACAUCGUCUCUAGGAUCAUAAGCCGUGCCUUCGUUGGACAACCGCUAUGUCGGAAUAAACAAUACCUGGACGCCGCCGUUUCUUUCACAAUCGAUUUAGUCAAGGCUAGAAUAGUAAUCAACCUCUUUCCAGAGCGUAUGAAGUGGUUUGUGUCGCGCUUCAUCACCGGUCCUUCGGAGAACCUACGUCGGGUGAUGGGUCUCUUGUUGCCCGUCGUAAAUGAGCGUGUGGUCCAGAUGCGACAGCGGGAGACGAAGACAGAGUCGACAGACGUUCCUAAUGAUAUACUGCAGUGGAUUCUUGAGGAAGCUCAGGGGCGCAAGGAGCCGUUGGACUACGUCGCGAUGCGUCUGCAACUGCAGAAUUUUGCCGCCAUACAUACAUCUUCAAGUAGCUUGACGCAUGCAUUCUUUCACAUGCUUUCAAGGCUCGACAUCGUCCCGGUUUUACGUGAAGAGGUUGAAAGCGCGCUUGCUCCUGAGGGGUGGACAAAAACCGCACUCGACAAGAUGUGGAAGCUCGACAGCCUUUUGAAAGAGUCUCAGAGGUUUACCGGCAUCACGCUAUUGGGCAUGAUACGGAGGGCCGUCCAGGAUGUCAAGCUUGUCGACGGCACAUAUCUACCACGAGGAACCUUGUUUGCCUUCGCAGGUCAGGCUACUCACACCGACACCACAAACUACGACGGUGCCGACGAGUUCGACCCCUUCCGCUUUUCGGACGUCAGGGAAGGCGGGGACAGUGCCCGACACCAGUACGUCAACACAUCGUCCGAUUACAUCGCUUUUGGGCGCGGAAAGCACGCUUGUCCUGGACGAUUCUUUGCAUCGAUGGAGCUGAAGGUGGUGCUGGCGUACCUUAUUUUGACCUACGACAUGACACUUGAAGGCGAUGCGGGCAGACCUGCCAACAUCAACCUCAGCUUCUCGGUCAUCCCCUCCCGGGACGCAGUCGUGCGCUUCGAACGCCACUCCAGAUGA